AUGAGAGUUAUUUCGUGCAAAGCGACCGAUGAAUUCAAAAAAGAGCUAUCUGCUUUAAAUUCAAAGAGUGCAAAUGUAGAUCAAAUAAAGAAGGCGUACCGUAAAAUGGCUCUUCGUUUUCAUCCCGACGUAUGCGAUCCAUCCAAGAGAGAAGAAUCGGCUCGCAUGUUCAUUGAGUUAAACAAGGCGUACACGAGUCUUUUAAAUCAAGAAUUUCAAGAAAGUGACGGUUUUGAAUCGGGAGCGUCGAGGGCGAAAUGGGAAUUCCAGCUUUCGGAACUUAAGAGGAAAUCCCGUUCGAAACAAGUGCAAAGUGAGGGAAGUUGGGGAUGUAGAAUGAGAGCAAAACACCAGUAG
This is a messenger RNA of Erythranthe guttata (spotted monkey flower), 357 nucleotides long. RefSeq names its product chaperone protein dnaJ 20, chloroplastic. The record is from RefSeq and is a predicted model, not a curated record. Lineage: Eukaryota; Viridiplantae; Streptophyta; Magnoliopsida; Lamiales; Phrymaceae. Gene Ontology annotation, cellular component: chloroplast.